Messenger RNA from Paramecium pentaurelia, 1743 nucleotides. The record is from the annotation of a GenBank genome assembly. Lineage: Eukaryota; Ciliophora; Oligohymenophorea; Peniculida; Parameciidae.
AUGCAAAACAAUCAAUAACAACUGAAAAAUACCAAUUCAGUUAAAAUUAAUAAGCCUCCAAUUGAUAAUAGAUCAUCAAGAAAUAUUUAUGAAUUAUCAACAGAUAAAUCCUAAAUAAAUAAAUCAUUUAAUGAUAAAAAAUAAUCUAUUCCAAAAGCAAAUGCUAUAUUACAAGAAUUGUUUUAAAAAAGAUAAAAUUCUCAAGAAUAAUUAUUUCAUAGAACAUCCAGUCCAAAAUCAUAAUAUGAUAAUACAUCUAUUAAUAAAUCAUAAAGAUCUAUUUCUCCUCAAUUACUAUACUAAAUGCCUUUUGAGAUUAAAAAAAUCUACUAAUAAAUUAAUCACAGACUAGAUUAAUAAAAAUAAUAACAAAAUAACAAAAAUAAAAAUACUUAAAAAUAUAAGACAGAAGAAUCAAAAUCUCAUAAAAAUGAAUCAACAAGUUCUACUAUAAAUGAUUCUGAUGAAUAAAUUUAAAAUUUAAUAAACUAAGAGGAAAUUGUGUUUACAAUUAUGGCUGUUAUUAGCCGAAAAAAAAAAGUCAUAAAUUAAUGUCAAAAUUAUCUAAAUCGUAUAUCUCAUUUCAUAUUUGAAGAAAAAGAUAAAAAUACUUAAUAAAUACUAUCUAAAUAAAUACAUUUAGAGAGAAUAGGCAUAUUAGUUAUUCUAUAUAAAGCUUUAUCUGAUACAUUUGAAGAAGAUUAAUAGAAUUUAAAAAAUCUUUUAUUCUAUAUACAUAAUAGUAUGAUUUUAAAUCUUCAAUUAAUUAACUAAUCUAAUAUUCUCUCAUAAUCUCAAAGAGCAUUAAUAUAAGCUAGAUUAAAUAAAGUUAGACCAUAAAAAAACUAUUAAUUUUUAGAUAUUAAUUUAAUACGUAAAAAUUGUAAUGUCGUUUAUUCACUCUUAGUAUUAUUGUAUAUAAUUUAAUAAUAUUUUUAUAGUAUUGAGAAUUCAACAGAUGAUAAACUUAGUACUUUAGAAAAAAACUUAGCAAAUAUAGACAGAAUCACUUUACAAUAAGGAACUGAAUUUAUUAAAUAGGAAUAUCAAAAAAUUGUAUUAUUAUUCAUAAUUAUAUAGUUGGCUCAUAUUUAAUAGUUAAGAUUGACAAUGGAUUCAUAAGAUUUCUAAUUUGACUAUGAAGAAGUGAUAGAUUGUUAUUAGAUACCUUAUUUAUCUAAAACAAAUAAAUACACUUUAAUCAUAGAUUUAGAUGAAACAUUAGUUCAUUACUAAGAAGUAAAUAUUCAAUUUUUAUAUAGUUAGUAGAUGAGGGCCAAUUCUUAGUUAGACCUUUUGCAUAGCAAUUUCUUAAAGAUAUGUCUAAAUUUUAUGAGAUUGUUAUAUUUACUGCAGCAUAAUAAGAUUAUGCAGAUUUCAUUUUAGAUCUGAUUGAUGAAGAUAAAGUGAUCUCCCAUAGAUUAUACAGAUAACAUACCACUCUUGUCAAAAAUACAUAUGUAAAAGAUAUUUAGAAGAUUGGAAGAGAUAUAAAAAAAACAAUUAUUAUAGAUAAUUUGGCUGAAAAUUUUUAAUUUUAACCUGACAAUGGAAUACAAAUAUAAAGUUGGUACGGGGAUUCAGAUGAUCAAGCUCUAUUAUUAUUAUCACCAUUAUUAAUUCAAAUUGUUCAGAAGAAAAUUCCAGAUGUAAGAGAGGCUUUAAGGAAAUUCAGGGAUCAAAUGCAAAGAAAUAUAGAGGCUGGAAUAUCAGAACCUCAUUUGCAUUUAAGGUUAGACUGAA